Messenger RNA from Eutrema salsugineum, 851 nucleotides. RefSeq names its product single-stranded DNA-binding protein, mitochondrial. Gene Ontology annotation, molecular function: single-stranded DNA binding. NCBI's taxonomy places the organism in Eukaryota, Viridiplantae, Streptophyta, Magnoliopsida, Brassicales, Brassicaceae. The coding region runs from base 62 to 721 and encodes 219 amino acids. The transcript has 4 exons. Gene Ontology annotation, biological process: mitochondrial DNA replication; positive regulation of helicase activity. Gene Ontology annotation, cellular component: mitochondrial nucleoid. The record is from RefSeq and is a predicted model, not a curated record.
UUUAAACCCAGAAUCCUACAUUUCGUCGUUUCGAUUCGAAAACUCAGUGAAAGAGCUAAAAAUGGCGAAUUCAAUGGCCACGCUUUCGAGAAGACUCUAUCGAUCCCUUCUCUCGAACCCUCGAUUCUCUCAAUCUUCCAUGUCCUUCUGCUCCAACAGCAUCUCAUCCGACUUGGACGAGUUAUCGGCUAACUCGGACACUGAAUCGCCCCUUGAAUCGAAGUAUUCGGAUCCAAUGUCUCGAGUGUCCGGAGAAGAACGCGUGAUGGAAGAGCAUCCCCUCGAAAAUGGCCUCGAUGCUGGCAUUUACAAGGCAAUUUUGGUGGGGCAAGUGGGACAGCUGCCACUGCAGAAGAAGCUGAAGAGUGGAAGAACAGUGACUCUCUUCUCUGUAGGAACCGGUGGGAUCAGGAAUAACCGGAGACCGAUGAUUAACGAAGACCCUAGAGAAUAUGCGAACCGUUCUGCAGUGCAGUGGCACCGUGUCUCUGUUUACCCUGAACGCUUGGCAGAUCUUGUCUUGAAGAACGUUGAACCCGGCACAAUUGUUUACUUGGAGGGUAAUCUGGAGACGAAGAUUUUCACUGAUCCAGUCACUGGUUUGGUUCGACGUAUAAGAGAAGUCGCAAUUCGUAGAAACGGCCGAGUUGUGUUUUUAGGUAAAGCUGGUGAUAUGCAGCAGCCAAGUUCUUCUGAGCUUAGAGGCGUUGGCUACUACUGAUUUUUAGCAUAUAAAUUGUCAUUACGAGACACAAUUCGGUAUUGUAUCUUUUUCGCUUUUGUUGUCUCUUCUUGUAACUUGAUCAAUGCAUUUUUAGUUAAACCGAGUCUAAACCAAAAUUUUUAAUUAA